Limulus polyphemus (Atlantic horseshoe crab) is the source of this 4944-nucleotide messenger RNA. RefSeq names its product disks large homolog 1-like. NCBI's taxonomy places the organism in Eukaryota, Metazoa, Arthropoda, Merostomata, Xiphosura, Limulidae. The coding region runs from base 530 to 2956 and encodes 808 amino acids. The record is from RefSeq and is a predicted model, not a curated record. Gene Ontology annotation, molecular function: kinase binding. Gene Ontology annotation, cellular component: neuromuscular junction; postsynaptic density membrane; neuron projection. Gene Ontology annotation, biological process: chemical synaptic transmission. The transcript is spliced from 24 exons.
UACAAUGUCAGGUCAGGAUGCAUUGUUGUUCCCGCGUCGAUAAAAAUGAUCGAAUGGAAUUCCUUGCUGCUGGUGCAAAUUGUCCUCAGUGGUUUGAGAACUCACGUGAUUUAAGAAAAAAGGUAGCCGCCAUAUUGAUUUCCCUGUUGGUGGGCUGGACUGCACCAUAGCUUGAGUUCAUGUUUGAUGUACAGUUCCGUUUUAAAGAGUUAAAAAGUGUAAAUACAAUUAAGAUAAAAUUUACCUUAUUUCAAAUUAAAGCGUACUUUUUACUUAAACAGUGGCAAAGCGUAAUAUUAAGUUAUUUAUAUUUUUUCGAACUAGCGAGAGCAUAUAACUAUUAGUAUUACUUAAGAAAUUGAAAGACUAGGGGUAUCGGUUGAUUUAUUUUUUGGAAGUAAAAAAUCAUAUGCCUAAAACGUUUGGUAAGGGAAAAUUACGUACCGAAAGGGUCCGAGAUCAACGGUGGCGUCCGGCGUGAAAAAAGCCUUACAGUUUGUACACAGUGGCUCCUACGUUGGCAUUUGAAAUGCCUGUUCGUAGACAAGGUGAGGCUCAUAGAGCUUUGGAGCUGUUAGAAGAAUAUCAUUCCAAAUUAAUUAAACCUGAAGAUAAACAGCUGAGGUAUGCUAUUGAACGAGUUAUCAGAAUCUUUAAAAGUCGACUUUUUCUGGCUUUAUUAGACAUCCAAGAAUUCUAUGAAAUGACUCUUCUGGAUGACAAUAAAAGUGUCCAACAGAAGACAGCAGAAACCUUACAGAUUGCUUGUAAAUGGGAGAAUAGUCCCCCUAUUGCAGGCUUGAAUAAUGAGAAAUGUACAUACAGAAGGGAAGACUUCCCUAUUUCGUCAGCUUCUGGUGAUCAUAAAGAUUUUUCUGAGUUUGACGGACUUCCCAGAGCUUUAAUGGAGAGGGCGCUGCCAGUCUCUGAUUACUACUGUAGUAACGUGUCAGACUCACCCAGAAAAAGCAACGACAGUUUCCAUGCUCAAGAUAAUGUUCCGACAAAUGGUGAAGAAGACUGGGAAUAUGAAGAAAUAACUUUGGAAAGAGGAGGAGCAGGGCUAGGGUUCAGUAUUGCUGGAGGAAUAAAUAAUCCACAUGUUGAAGGUGAUCCUAGUGUGUACAUUACUAAACUUAUUCCAGGAGGUGCUGCAGCAGCAGAUGGAAGGUUACAGGUUGAUGACAUUAUACUCAAAGUUAAUGAUGUUGAAUUGAUUGAUGUUCCUCACUCUGUGGCAGUUGAUGCAUUAAAAAGAGCAGGAAAUACAGUACAUUUGUUUGUGAAAAGAAGACGACUUCAUCACAGCCAUGUUUUAACAAUAGAAUUAGUUAAAGGAAAAAGAGGCCUUGGAUUUAGUAUUGCAGGGGGAAUAGGUAACCAGCAUGUAGUAGGAGACAAUGGAAUUUACAUUACUAAAAUCCUGGAAGGAGGAGCAGCUCACAUAGAUGGUACAUUAGAAGUAGGAGAUAAACUUGUUGCAGUCAAUGAUAGGGACUUAGAAAAUGUAACACAUGAAGAGGCUGUAGCUAUAUUGAAAGCUACUGCUGACCAUGUGGUUCUUACAGUAGAGAAAAGAUCACAAUCUUUGUACAUGAAUCACUCAUUACCAAACCCAAUACCUUCUCCCAUUGAAUCUGCUCAAGAAAACAUUCGCACAGCCACUCCAUCUUCAUUAAACAUCCCUAUCACUUUCUCAGUCAAUGGGGUGGAUUUGAGGCACGCGACACACGAGGAGGCAGCGGUAGCGUUGAAGGGAGCAGGACAGUCUGUCAGCAUGAUAGUGCAGUAUAGACCAGAGGAGUACAAUAAAUUUGAAGCAAAGAUUCAUGAUCUGCGAGAACAAAUGUUAAACACAUCAGGAAGCUUGCGUACCUCUCAGAAGCGGUCCCUCUAUGUUAGGGCCUUGUUUGACUAUGAUCCCUCAAAAGACAGUGGCCUUCCUAGCAGAGGUCUACCAUUUCAGUUUGGUGACAUUCUUCAUGUUAUCAAUGCUAGUGAUGAUGAGUGGUGGCAGUCAAGAAAAAUUCUUCCAAAUGGGGAGGAGGAGGGCAUAGGAAUCAUUCCAAGUAAAAGGAGGGUUGAGAGGAGGGAAAGAGCCCGGCUGAAGUCAGUCAAAUUUCAGGGAAAGAAUAGUUUUAGUGAUGGAAAAAGUACACUAGAUAGAAAGAAAAAAAAUUUCUCAUUUUCUCGAAAGUUCCCUUUUAUGAAAAACAGAGACAAUAGUGCUGAAGAUGGCAGUGAUGGAGAAAGAGAUUAUUCCCCAACAAAAGAUCCAGUCAGUAUUACAAACACUAGUGACAGUGAGGCCAGUAGCAUUAAAGGACAUGAAGAACAUAUGCUCUCUUAUGAAGCAGUUACACAGCAAGAGGUUACUUAUGCACGACCAAUAAUUAUUUUGGGACCACUGAAAGAUAGAAUUAAUGAUGAUCUCAUCUCUGAACACCCAGAUAAGUUUGGUAGUUGUAUACCUCAUACCACUCGACCAAAACGGGACUAUGAAGUUGAUGGUCGAGACUAUCAUUUUGUGGGUUCUAGAGAGCAGAUGGAGAGAGACAUUCAGAAUCACUUGUUCAUUGAGGCUGGUCAAUAUAAUGAUAACUUGUAUGGAACAAGUGUAUCAUCAGUAAAGGAGGUUGCAGAAAAGGGUAAACAUUGCAUCUUAGAUGUGAGUGGUAAUGCCAUUAGGAGGCUACAAAUGGCAGGGCUUCACCCAAUAGCCAUAUUCAUUAAACCUAAGUCAGUAGAAUCUAUAAUGGAAAUGAACAAAAGGAUUACAGAAGAACAAGCUAGUAAAACCUAUGAAAGAGCAAUCAGACUUGAACAAGAAUUUGCAGAAUAUUUUACAGCUAUUGUUCAGGGUGAUACACCUGAGGAGGUCUAUGGAAAGGUGAAACAGAAUAUUGAAGAACAAGCUGGUCCCACCAUAUGGAUAACAGCAAAGGAAAAACUUUGAGCACACACUACCAUCUGCUGGAGUGUGUUCUGUCAGCCUAAUGCCUGUGUGUGUGCAUAACUGGAUAAAUAGACAUCCCUAUAUUUUUUUUUUUGCCACUGUAACAACUCAAAACCUUUAGUUUUGACCUUACCUCUGUUUGUUAUCAUUACCCAUUUUAAGAUGACUGAAGGCAGCUAGAGGCCUGGAAACAUGCUACACUGUUUCUGCUAUUGAAAAGAACAGUAUCAAAUACCAUCAGUAGGUAAUAUGUAAACUGAUUUAUUUGGUUAAAAAUGCCAAAAUCACAUUUGAGAGCUACUGAAAGAAGAUAACAAAAUGUAUAAUUAAUCGUAUCUUGUUUGCUGUACAGUUGUUUUCAUACUUCAGUGUAGAGGAUACUAUAGUAGCUCUUUAAGUUGGUAAUGCUGCUGUACAAAUUAGAUAAAUUAUGCCUUCAUACACACAGGUUGUGUUAAGUGCUUUCAGAACUUGUAUCAUACUAUCAUCAGUAUUCCACAGUCAUUCACUAAGUUUUGUUUUAUUAAUCAUAAUGUUGUUGUUGGUUUGUUUAUAAAAUUGUUUUAUUUACAUACUUGGCUCAUCAGAACAACUGAAUUUAUUCAUUAGCUUCUGUUUUCUGACAAUAUGAUAUGAUUAUCUGCUUACACAAAUACUGACUGUUACUGAUACCAGAACUAGGUUCAUAAAAGGGUCAUGUGAUUUCAUGAAGUAGUGUAAGACCAUUGAUAAAGUAAACAACAUGAUUUCAAAAUACUUGAAUAAAAUUAAUUCAUAAAAAAAAUUAAAUUGCAAAGUUGAAAGUAUGACUUAUCACAUUAACUAUACUUAAAAAAUGUGUAUAAAAGGCAUAAAAACUUUACCACAGUAUCCAAGAUACAUAAAGGGAUUGAAAAAUCUUUUAAAAAAAUGGGAAAAAUUUUUCUUAACUUAGACAUUUUUAAUUCCUGAGUUAUAAUCAGUGUACCAGAAUUGACAACAGUAAGAAUUUGAAGAACAUUAUUAAGAAAAAUCUGAUGAGUUUCAGAGACAGUUCUCUUAUGAUUACUAAAGUAGCCAUGUGACUAUCACACAUCUAAAGUAAAGUAAAAAAUUGAAGGGUAGUGCAGCUAUUUUUAAAGACUAUUUCGAAAGAUUUCCUGGACCAGAAUAUUAGUAAUGAUUACAGUAAUUUUAAGAAUAGUAGUUAAGGUUGUGUGUUUGUGGAAGAUACUAAAUUAUUCCAGUUGUUGUUAAAAUUAAAGAAGUUAUUUUUUGAUUGUAGAAGUCUAUCUGGUGAGCUGGAUAUUUUAUAUUGUGUAAUAGAAAAGUGGUUUUUAACUUAGCAUUCGUUUUAUUGUGCCUUGUAUAUACAUAGUGUAUACAUAUACUUGUUUUAUAAGUAAUUAAUCCUGUAUAGAUAAUCACUGUUAUUUUUAUUGAUCUGUUUUGUUUUAAAUAUCAGCUUAUUUAAAAUUGUUCUCUUCAGUUUGUGCUAAUUUUUCAACACAGCUGACAUUUUUUGCACCCCAACUGUACUUUAAUGGUUAUUAGUUAUUUUUGCUGAUCAUUUUAACAUACACUUUUAAUGUUUUUACUAUCAGUACUUUUAAGUUAGUUUUUGAACAGGGAAGUGGAUGUUUCACUAUAAAUCACUUUACGAUAAAAAAAUGGCAUGCAAAAUGAUCUAUGGAACUUGUAAUGUGAUGGACAUAAAAGUUUAUGAUAUAGGCUGUGAAAUAAAAACAACAACUUACAAUCAAAUAUAUUUAUAUUUUAAAAAUUUUACAAGAAAAGAAUUGCCAAACAUAUAUUAGAUGUACUUCUAACUCUUCAAUUUGUUCAAAGUAGUCUUAACUUUUUCUGCUAGCCUGACCUUAUCUGAAACAGCAGAAGAAUUUCAUUCAGGAUUUCCAUCAUCAUCAUUCUCAUCAGCAGAGUGAAUGUCACUACUGUAUGUCUCUUCUCAUGUAUGAAAUAAAAGCUUAAGGGUGAAUAGUACACUUGCA